CAUGCCUUCAAAGGCCAAGGCUGGGUUCCCCCCCCCCGUACGGCGGAUUGUUGCUUGUAUUGUAUUUGCAUACCUUCUUGCUGCGGAAACAUUCUGUGAAAACUUUACGUUCAAAAUUCGUAUGUCUGAGAUAAAUAUCGUCUCGUUCAGUCUCGUUCUUGUACCUGUAUAUCUGUCUCCGUGCAUUCCAACCACCCAUACUCGACGGCUAUCCACGGCCCUACUCGUCUACCGAGCCGUACUGUACGGAAAGUACCAUCCGGAAAUAAAAUACUCGUUAAUAGGAAUUAUCCGCACUACUGAAUUCGCAUUCACCGCGGCUGCGCCGGAAAUAUCCCUUUAAGCGCGUCACCGGCGAGCUGUGUCUUCACCG
Messenger RNA from Guyanagaster necrorhizus, 373 nucleotides. RefSeq lists its product as uncharacterized. The transcript has 3 exons. NCBI's taxonomy places the organism in Eukaryota, Fungi, Basidiomycota, Agaricomycetes, Agaricales, Physalacriaceae. The record is from RefSeq and is a predicted model, not a curated record. The annotation marks the transcript as partial.